ACAGUCACUUACUACGCUGUCCACCUUGUCGUUUUUUCAGAGAGUAGCAGGGCUCACCCAUGAAAACAAAAACCUGCUUCAAUGCAUGCACUCUCCGAGUCCUAGAUUUCUGUCCAAAAAUGCAGGCUCAGAAACUGACACUCCCAUUCAAUAUUCUCACACCACUCAAUUUCUCACGUUCUCCUCAUAUUCUCCCUUCUUUGCCACCACUACAGUACCCCUCCUCGAAUCUUGCUUUCAGAGUCAAUCCAAAAUCUGGGUUUUUUCAGUUCAGUCAAAAGGAUGUCCAUAUCACAAAUUGGUUCUGGAAAACAUGGAGGCGUGGUUAUGAUCAGUUGUGGAGCGAAAGAAGGUGACAGUGGUGAUAAAGAUGAUGGGUUUUAUAUGAGGAGGUGCGUGGAGUUAGCAAGGAAGGCAAUUGGAUGUACUAGUCCUAGUCCUAUGGUGGGUUGUGUUAUUGUUAAAGCUGGCCAGCCUCAUGCUGAGGUCUUUGCCCUCAGAGAUGCCGGGGAUGUAGCUGAGAAUGCAACAGCUUAUGUGAGCUUGGAACCAUGUAAUCACUAUGGGAGAACUCCACCAUGCAGUGAAGUCAUGGUAAAAGCCAAAUUGAAGGAGGUUGUUAUUGGGAUGAUUGAUCCAAACCCAAUUGUGGCUACAAGAGGUGUGCAAAGAUUGAGAGAUGCAGGAAUUGAUGUAGUUGUUGGUGUAGAAGAAGAAUUGUGCAAGAGGCUCAUUGAGGCCUUCAUCCAUAAAAUGUUGACAGGGAAGCCCUUUGUUACGCUUAGAUACUCCCUCUCAAUCAAUGGCCAUCCCUUAAAUCAACUUGGGGAAGGAGUCACUGACUCCGGUGGAUACCACUCUCAACAAAUGGCAUGCCCCUGAACUGACAGUUUGAUCUUCCGCAUCUUUGUGCGAGCGAAGACUACUGUUAUCCUUGAAGCUGCAUUUCAAAUUGACAAUAAAGAACGACAUUUCCAGAAGAAAAUGUGAUCGCCACACAAUCAAAUUCAAACGUUAUUUAAUCAUUUAUCUGAAACUGAAAAGGUAUUUGAAAGAUCUCUUCGCCAA
Molecule: messenger RNA, 1068 nt
Organism: Populus trichocarpa (black cottonwood)
Lineage: Eukaryota; Viridiplantae; Streptophyta; Magnoliopsida; Malpighiales; Salicaceae
Product: riboflavin biosynthesis protein PYRD, chloroplastic
Exons: 3
Coding region: 283-882 (199 amino acids)
Biological process (GO): riboflavin biosynthetic process
Molecular function (GO): zinc ion binding; diaminohydroxyphosphoribosylaminopyrimidine deaminase activity
Source: RefSeq, a predicted model, not a curated record